GGUCCUGCAGCAACGGCCGCUUGUCGGCCAAAAAGAAGACACAACCCCAACCUCCGUACGUGCCCUAUCAGCUCCCAGCCGGGCCAGCGGCGAGAGCCCCGCUCCAAUUCGCCACCGGUGCUCACCCACGCCCUUCCUCCCGCCGCAUAAAGCCCGGCGGGGCCGUGCUGGCAGGGCCAUGUCCUCCGGCUGAGGAGGAACAGUGGUGCCUGCAGCUCCUUCCCUGGCGUUUGCCUUGUGCGUGGAUUUGGGGCUGCAGCAGCCGGCUCUCCCUCACAGCCCCUCCGGCGCGCUUGAGGCUUCCCUCAGCAGCCGCUGCCCGCGGGCGGUGCUGGGCCGGGCCAGAUGCCUGUGCGGCGGCGGGGGGAACGGCAGUGGGAGCGCGGCGGCGCCUGGGGCACCAUGCCGGCCGCCUUCUCCGGGAACCGCCUGGGGCGGCUGCUGCUGCUGCUCUGCCUCAGCCUCUCGGGCGGGAGCCCCACAGAUUCAGCUAUGACAACAGAAGAUACCAGUCAGCCUCAGGCAAACUUUUUGACUAAGAUGCAAGGUGGACUUAAUGAAUCAUCUGCUGAGCCCAUGAUAACUACACAAACUGUCAACUGGCAAACUCAGGGGAGCCCUUCAGAUCUUUUGACACUUGGACAUAAUGUAUCUACACUUGAUCUUGAGUCACAAGAGUUGAAGCAGGCAACCAAAGAGAGUGUGUCUAAUGUUACUUUUGUGGAGUAUGAGGUACUUCUACCAGGUGUUUCUGGUACUUCCAUAGAAAAAAAUGUCACUUUGGACAGUGCAACUAGAAUUGAACUUUCAUGCAGAUUGGACAAUAAAUAUUCUCAUUUGAAAAGUCUUCAAGUGAUUUGGAAGAGAGGAAAUGAAACAAUCAGACACAUCAAUAAAACUGAAAACAGUUGGAGCAUCCAAUUGAGGAUCUUGGAUAACAGUAAUUUGGGAAGUUACAGUUGUACUCUGAAAGGUGAAGAAGAAAUCAGCGCUAUGUUUCAUUUACAAGUACCAACAAUUGAAGGAAAAGAAAAACCCAUAGUCAGUUAUGAAGGAGAUACAGCUGUAAUGAUUUGUAAAAGUUCUGGCUAUACUCCCAUUGCUUGGACCUGGUAUAUGACCAAUGGAAGUGAGCAGAUUGCCCUUAAUGACUCUUUGCUGGCAGACAAGUAUGCAAUUAAUAAAAUAUCUGCCAACGUAACCCACCUGAAGAUAUUGAAGCUCACCAAGGAAGAUGAUGGUGUAUAUUGGUGUGAAGCUGCUUUUGAACUAGGGAAAAGUAAAGGAAAGCUGAUGCUUAAAGUUCUGUCCUUCAUGGUGCCUCUCAAACCCUUUCUAGCAAUUGUGGCUGAAGCUGUUAUUUUAGUAACUGUUGUUUUCCUUUAUGAGAUCUAUUCAAAAAAGAAAGAGAAACAUGCGGAAGAUGAAAAAGAAUUUGACCAAGUUGAGCAACUUAAAUCGGAAGAAAGCAAUGGUCUGGAAAACAGUAGCACUAGGCAAAGGAAAACUUAAUCUUGUUCCCAAAAGGAAACUUAAGCCGACUGAAGUGGAAAUCAUCACAAAGCUAUAGAAGAUGUAUGGGGCUAUGCAUUUUAAACAUCCACUGUGCUUCUAAGUAAACUCCUCUAUGCUUAGGAGAAGUAAGAUGCUUUUAAAAUAGCUGUGAAACUGCUCAUUUUACACAGAUCAGAAUGCAUUCUAAUACACUGCAUUUAGACCUUUGCUGCCUGUAACGCUGUUUGUCAUUUUGCUGCUAAAAGGUGGUUUUUAUGUCAUCAGACUUCCAGUUGUUUUAGGACUGAGCUAUUUGAUUUUUAUGUCCUAAACUGAAACUAACCUUGCAUUCACUGAAUGAGCAGGUAGUAUAGAAUGGUCCUGUUAUCUACAUGUUAUAAAGCUGGACUUGUAAGAGAAAGUAUUUCCACCAAAGAAAAUGCCUUUUACGAGUAGAUUAAAUGAAUGUGAUACAGACAUUUUUACCAAAGAAACAGUGAAAGGGAAAUCUUUAUCAUGAUUUAAAUGAAACAUUAACUGUUUUGCAAUUUGCUUUGAACAGUAAAAUGUCUUCAUUCAAACUUUUGUUAGCUUCAUUUAAAUGAAAAAGGAAUACAGGUAUAUUCUGAAUACUUAAGAUAUGAAUUUUCUUAAGAUAUCCGGCCAUAUGUCUGUGCUACUGUACUGUAAUUCUAAACAGACUAAACACUUAAAUACUGUACUGAUGAGAUUUCAGCAGUAUUUCAGAGUAGAUAAAAGAAACAAAGGGGAUACAGUACCAUAUCAUAAUAUAACUGAGAUAAUUCCUUAUGCUUGCACAAAUUACUGCAGGAUCUGAGGGCUGCAAAACAAUUUAUGUGAUUAUAAUUUAUACAAAACAUAGAAACUUCAAAAAUAUAUCUGUAUGGUUCUUAUACAUUCUGUCUAGUUGGUACUUUACUUCUUGCAGCCUACUGUAUUGUGGCUUAAACUCCUCUCAGCACAGAGAAGGUCUUGAGCAGCUAAAAUUCUCAGGCUAAUAGGAUAAAGCAACGUGAAUACUACUAUUCUCUUAUACAUAAAUUGUGACACUGCUGUUAUGACUUAGCUCUUCUAAAGCAAUAUUGUAGUUGCCAUAAUUCUAAAUAUACCGUUUAGUUACAUUAUGCAUUCAGCCUUUGCUUACUAGUCCAAAAGAAAAAUAAGAAAAACCUCCUUUUUAAGGAAGGGAAAAGUAAAGUAUUCAAAGAACUUAUUAUCUCAACAAAAAAUGUACAAAAGAACAGACAACAUUUGUAAGUUACCUAGGGAAGUCAAAGGAAAAAACAUCUAAACAGAAUUUCCUCAAACUUGUCAUUUCUCUUUUAACUUAAAUAAGGACAUACAGAAAAAUAGAAGUUAAAAUCAAUUUAAUUCCCUCCUUUUAUUUUUUUCUAUUUUACUGUUCUUACGGGUUUACAAAUAUCAGAAGCCUAUCAUUGGCUGUUUUGUUGGGGAUGAGGAACAAAAUCCAUCUGAUCUGUGCUUUUUCUGGUUUUCAUUAUUUAUUUUGCAGCUUUAAUAACUACAAGUUGAAGCCCACUGUUUUGUUUGGGUUUUUUUAUUUGGAAAGUAUAUAAGCAUUAAGUGAUUGACUGUAAGGGCUGACCACUGAUAAAGAUUUCCCUUGCUAAUAUACUGUGUUUAUUGUAUUUUGCCUUGGAGUUUCUAUGCACUAGAAAAAGUAGAACUCAUUUACAGGUUUUUAUAUGAAUGUUAUUUGGUUUAGCACGUAAAUGUUUGCAGUUUAAAAAGACUUACUGCUGUAUACUAAUUGUUUGAAACAUCAUUUUAUUUUUUUAGAAAAUAGACUUUUUUUGUAGGAAAUUUGGUAGUAAAAAAGUAAGCUUGCCUAUAGAUCUAAGAAUCAUUUUCUGAAUAAAGUAGAAUUAAUAUAUUUUGCAACCAAAACAAGGCUAGGUACUAGCUGGAAAAAAGCCCACCUUUUAAACAGAAGUGGUAACAACUUGUAUCUACCUUCACUUAGCAUUCCUACCUGAUCUAAAAUUGUGGUAUGAAGUCUUAGCCAACAUAGGAGACUUACAUGAAUAGAUACUUUUUUGGUGUUAGCAAACAAGGGCUGUGCUGAAGGCAGGCAGGAACUGGAAAACCUGGAUUGAGCAUGGAUUUUAGACCUAUGAUGUGUUCCUCCUGUCAGGACUGUAUUAGAGUUUGGUCAAACUGGCUGCUGUAUCUGUAGUUUUGUCUUGACCAAACAUGUUCUGCAUGCCAUGUCUGCAAUGUGUUUGGUGUUUAUUUUUAGGUUGGCAAGUAGCUGUUUUCUCUUGGUAAAUGGCUUUAUUCACUAUGUGUCUGCCGAGGUUCAAACCUUCUUGGGUUUCUCUGCAGAGGGGAAUAAUAAAUAGUACUAAAUAAUAAAUAUUAAAUAAUUGGCAUAAUAAAUGGUCAUAACUUCAAAGGCAUAAACACUACUUUUCGAGUCCAGAUACCACAUAGGAAGCUCUGGAAAUCUAGAAACGUAGGUUUUUUGAGAAAUACAUGUUGUAUAUGUUCAAACAUUCCUAAUGUGUUGCUUUGUUUAUCUGUUUUAUUAUGCAAACAUAGCCCUCAAUAGAAAAAAAAUUGGGCAACUUAAAAAAAAAAAAAAAAAACAAAACUAGGCAAUGACUUUUUACUUUAUGCAAGCCAAGAGAUACCAAAGGAGAACCAAAACAACUCUGAAGAUAUUUCCUUCAAACAGCAAUUAGAGCUAAGUGUAAGGAUUCACAAAAUUAGUUUUAAUAACAAACAUUAUUCUGUAAUAAUGGACAUAUGGGCAGGCUAAGUCUGUUACAUUUGUUUGGCCAAUCUUGUCUUCCAAAGAUCAGAUCCUUGUUUUCUUGCAAGAAGUGAUAUGUUAUUGGUUUCUAUACCAACAAAAGCCCUAUCCGUUUCAUAGGAAAAGAUGAAAGUCUGCAAAAGAAUCCUGAAAGGCUGUUUCCCAAUGCUCCAAACUGGUCACUGCAAAUUCCUCCUUUCCAUAGGUCUGCAGUAGACAAGCAGCUGUGAGACCAGAUUUCUAGUGAAGCAUGACAAAUACUAGAAGAGUUUCCGAACUAUGAGCUCAAAUAGAACUGUAUGAUUAUUUCCUUAGAUUAGAGACCUAAGAAUUACCCAAUUGUGGGUGAAGAUAAUAAGUGAUUAGCUAUAGGUCAUUUGACAUACACAGUCCUGAGGAAGAGAGGAAAAACCCAUCAGUAUUGAUAUUGAUACCGACAUCAGCAUCUGUAUGCCUCUUAACUGUUUUUCAGCCAAAGAAAAUGAGGUUUGUAUUCUGCCUUUAAUUUAACCAUCACAACUUUUCAAUGCUGCUGAGUGAUUAAAAUUAGGAAGAAACUGAUUGGUGUCUUCUCUGUAGGGGGAGUGUUUCCAUUGAGUGAUCUUAAGGGUUGAGCUACAGAGCAUA
Messenger RNA from Chroicocephalus ridibundus (black-headed gull), 4918 nucleotides. It is a transcript of the gene EMB, whose product is annotated as embigin. The transcript is spliced from 11 exons. NCBI's taxonomy places the organism in Eukaryota, Metazoa, Chordata, Aves, Charadriiformes, Laridae. Gene Ontology annotation, molecular function: cell-cell adhesion mediator activity. Bases 346 to 1512 code for a protein of 388 amino acids. The record is from RefSeq and is a predicted model, not a curated record. Gene Ontology annotation, cellular component: plasma membrane; axon. Gene Ontology annotation, biological process: dendrite self-avoidance; axon guidance; homophilic cell-cell adhesion.